Molecule: messenger RNA, 516 nt
Organism: Cantharellus anzutake
Lineage: Eukaryota; Fungi; Basidiomycota; Agaricomycetes; Cantharellales; Hydnaceae
Exons: 3
Coding region: 1-516 (171 amino acids)
Source: RefSeq, a predicted model, not a curated record
AUGCAUGACCUUUUAGACAAGAAAUAUGUUCAUGCGGACAUUGCUGCAGACCCGUACGCCUUUUCUAAAACCGUCCUUUCACCCAUUGGUGGAGUCUACGCCGAGAUCGACCUGAUUAGAGACGGGCGAGCCCUCACGAUAUCAAAGAUCAUCGACAGCGUCUCAUGGACGACGGAAAAGAGACUCAGGGCGGAUAGUAAAUGGGGAGAAUGGCACGACUCGUGCCUCGAGUUGCAUUGUGUCCAGGACGCUGAUCGGCUAGAUGCCAUUGGUGCAUUCGGCAUCAUGCGCUGCGCAGCCUUCAGCUCAGUGAUGAACCGACCACUCUUUGUCCCUCCCGAAGAUGAAUCCGAUCGCGAAGCUGAAUCUGCAAUCGCCCACUUCCACGACAAACUGCUACAAAUCAAAGAUCGCCUGAAGACAGAGGCUGGUAAGAGGAUGGGCGAGGAGCGCCACGACUUCAUGCUAGACUUCCUAAAUGCUGUAGACAAAGAGUACUAUGCACCAGUCACUUAA